AUCCGUCGGAGCAAACAAUGUCCGGCGUCUGAAUGUUGGGAAUAUCAGCAGCGUCGGGUGGUGAUGAAAAGCCUCCUCGUCACCGAUCCCUCAUCUUCCUCGUCUCGCCUUUCCUCCGUCUGAUACGACACACGAACCCAUUUGUCCAACACGUCGUCUUCUUUGUUCUGUGCGCCCGAGAGCGACGGCUCGAACGCCCUGUCUUUCGCCGGCUUGCUGGCAAGAAGGGGCGAGGGGGCUGGCGAUGCUGUGUCUCUGGCGGAGUGCUCGGAGAGGGGGCUCUGGGGUGGGACGGUGACUGGCAUGACUGGCGAGGAACAGUGAUGUGGGCUCAUUAAGGAGGGCUGCAUCAGAUGCCGCAUGCCAGGCGAGGACGUGGCGGGUGGAGGUUCGCCUCUGUUCUCAUGCCUGCUGUUCUUCUUUCGCAUCAUGUCGACGAUCCUCUCGCGCAGAGCCGCGUCAAGGGCAUCCGACGGAAACGGAAACGUAUGUGCCUGCCCCUCCUCUAAUGCUGACAGCGCCGUCCGCAUCAGUGGACCUCUGUGUCUCAGCGGCAGGCUCACGUCACUUCUGUCCUGCUGCAGCGGCCCUUUGUUGUGCCGGCUGUUGGUCAUCAUAGCAGCAGUCGAAAGAAACGAGCGUCGAGAGUGGAUGGGGGACUGUCGAGCUCGUUGAAAGGGAUGUGCAAGGAAGGCCCCCGGCGCAGUGAUCGAGUACCUCACUCUGGGCCGCACACGAGCGGCUGACAAGGCCGUUGGCACAGCGGCUUGGCCUUGGUUGGAUGCGCUUGCUUGCGAGGCAGGGAGACUCUGGGUGUCCCACUCAGGUAGCUCGUUAUCAGGUAGGGACGCCGGAGGGAUGGAGACACCAGCGGAGUCUCUAUCCGCAUGCGGGGAGACGGAUGACGCCCGCGAGCGGAUGAGGAAGCGGUCGGAAAGGCGACGAAUCGGCGCCAACACACUGCGAGACAGGAUCUGCAGCGACAACGAGAGGACACAUGGUGCUGUCGACUGCCAAGUUGUGUGUCUCGAUCCAUCUGUUGACCUGUGAGAAAGUGGUCUCGGUGAGGGUGGGCUUCCGAAAGACUGACACCCGCCCCGGCCGACUGAGGUACCCCUGCCCAUCAGCAGCCCCAUCCUGCGGGCCCUGGCCUGGAACUCCGAGGACGAGGAGGCGGCCGACUCCAGGCAGGGACUUUGAAGCAUCGUUGUCCUGAUGGUUUAUGGCCUGCUGGCUGCGGUGCUCAAUGAUGUGCGAGAGAAGGACAGGGUCGAGUCCCUGACAAAGAAGGGACAGCGGAGAUGAGAUGGCUCUAGGUCUAUGGCUUUUGGUUGCUGUGUCCAUUUUUGUGUGGUGUCUCUGAUUGGCAGUCUGACCGAGAAUAGCUCGACUUGUAGCAGGUCCGCUGUCUUGAGGAGCAGCCGUCGAUCCUUCUCUGAGACACGGCUCCACAAUCGGAUGAAACGCUCCUCCUGCAAUCCACCAGCGACACAGCAGAAAGAUACAUACAUGUGCCACCUUCAUGCUCAUGCGCCUACAUGCCGCAGACAGCCCGACAUCGCACGCCACACUUGUUUGGCGUAGUGCUCCUCCUUGGUCGACCGCGGCAGGAAGGGGAACCUCACAGCCACCUCCUCCAGGAAGCUCCGUGGCGCCUUCGAGAAGCGCCUGGGGUCGGCAGAGAGAUGCCCAGCUGCGUUGUCAGCCUGCAUCAGCUUGUUCCGCCGCUGCAUAUACUCGGACAAUGUCGUCAGCCAGAUGGUCGCCAGGCGGCAGAAGAAAAAUAUGAAAAAGGAGGCUGCAUGCAAGGCAGAGCGGAGAAGAGGGCGCUAUAGGUGAGAAGGGAGGAGAGAGUGAUAGACAUACCGGCGACAACGAUGGCCGUGAGGAUGACGAUAUCGAGCAGCACGAAAGCCCAGCGCCGCUUGUUGGCGUCAGACUUGAGAAGUGCUGAAAGAGAGACACACGUGCGCUCACUUCUCCUGUAUGGGUAUCUGUAUUGUGCCCUUACCGAGCAUUGUGAUCUGAAGAAUGAUCAGGAUCUCAUCGUUCCAAUUCACAUACCACGCACGCCAAGGCCAAAAGUGGGCUUGCAGCAGUGCGCUCGUCAGCAGGAUUCCCUGGACGAGCAGCACUUUGAGGAAAGGAUCUUCCACAAAAGUAACCAUCACCGACGUCAGCAGGUGGCGGUAGAUGAGCACCAGCGACCACCAGUAGACAUCAGAGUUAUAGGGCAGGAAGAGAAAGCGGAAUCUCUCCUGGAAGUCCCGGCUGUUGGAGGACUCCCGGGGCGCGAUGCGGAGGAUAUAUAUCCACGAAACGUUCAGACACAGCUGUAUGCACACACACACAUAUAGAGAGAAGUGGCCACCAGUGAGACAUGAAUAUCCAUGAAAAGGCGUCUUGUUACUCCGUAGAAGAAGAGCCCCACAGCAGCCGGCGUCAUGAGUCGCAUCCACUCCUUGCUCGAGUAGCAGAUGAUCUCUGGGUACUGAUAGUUGCUGCGGCUGCCGUCACUGUGGUGGAACGAACAAUGGAAGGGCAUCAGCAUCAGGUGGCUCAACGAGAUGUAUAGCACCUGCCACACACACGAAACACUUGUACAAAGACACCCACACACACCUGUCUCUCUUUGCUCUGACCUCGAAGAGCACGCCACACGAAUUAAAAAUCUUGUUCCAUCGGAGGGGCUUUGAACGAUGGUUGAACAGCGUCUUCUUGACACGAGCAACCACCCAGGACAUCAGCCACAGCACCACAAACCCGCCAGGGAUGGCCAGCGGGCACAUAAGCACCGUCGUGAACCGAAGAGUGUAGUUCUCUCCCCACAGGCAGCCGAACUCCGGGAUGACAAAGUCCAGAGGGAUGACUUCGAGGGCUUCAAUCACUUCCUUGGCAAGCUUGGGCCAGGUCAGAUCGAUCUUGCCAUAGAGCGUGACGCUUUCGAGGAAGAAUAUCAGGGAGUUGAGGGACGCUGCGAACUCGUAGGCCGGCACCCCGCUGAUCUCGGUUGUGUCCAUGUCAAAUGCGAAGUAGCAGAACCAGAGCACGAGCAAGAGUCCCGCUGACGAGGAAAGGAAGACGGGCGUCAUCAUCGGACACGCACGGCAUCGGUCCUCGUCAAGCCAAUAGCCUGACUCACAUUCCUUGUGUGCAAAUGGCGAUUCGGCCAAGUGUUGAUUUCCUUCUCGCAUACCGUUCUCGCACGCCGAGCAUGUGCGGCCGUAGGUGUGCUCGCGACAUGGCGAUUGGUGCGUGGUGUUGACCAAGCCCCCUGGACACAGACCCAUCUCCUUGCACUUGUACACCACGAGAAGGCCGUCUGUUCUCUGCAGGGCGAGGGCGUGAUAGAUAGCCCUUGUCGAUACGAAUGCGACCAUCAGCGGAACACCGGGAAC
This is a messenger RNA of Vitrella brassicaformis, 3398 nucleotides long. Lineage: Eukaryota; Vitrellaceae. The record is from the annotation of a GenBank genome assembly.